Ectocarpus siliculosus is the source of this 2271-nucleotide messenger RNA. The record is from the annotation of a GenBank genome assembly. Lineage: Eukaryota; Phaeophyceae; Ectocarpales; Ectocarpaceae.
AUGUGUUUGUUGCGACAGACCUCCGAGAAGCGCCGCCUGAGGCACUUCCUUGGUCUGGCCAUCGACCUGAACACCGCCGAGACAAAUGUUCUGCAGGGAGCGGAGGCACGCCCCGUGGUUGCUACUAUGGAAGGCCUGGCAGACCAGCUUGCGACGGUCGGGCCGGAACCUUUGUCGGUUGUCGACGAAACUAGGGACCAGAUGUUCGACCUUAAGGCUCAGGAGUCAACCCUCCAAGACGUACUCCUAGGGCGCAACCGUGACCUCGAAGCGCAAGAAUCCCAAGAAGAAGAGCAGAACCGAUCUCUGGGGGGGAGGGCAGGUGCUUCUCUGGAAUUUCAGAAGUCCUACCUUCUGCGGCGCAUCAAGGUGCACCACAAGUUCAUGGUGGACUUGCUGGGCUUCAUGGACAAGAAGGAGGCGGUGGUGGGGCGCGCCGUACUUCGCUUGGAGGCCGCCCUAGCGACGUGCGAUGCACGGGACGAGGUUAUUUCGGCUGCAGACGAGAGAAUGGCCAAGCACAUAUUAGAGCUAAUAGAUCGCGCACAAAACCAGGAACCAGCCCCAGCUCCGGUUGAACCCCCCGCCUACUCUGUCACCACGGCACUCAACAAAAACAACGUGGACGCCACCUUCUUGGCUACACGAGCUCUGUCGCCGGUGGAUACGUGGUACGUGCUAUCCACUUGCCUGGGACAAGGAACUUUCGGCGGCGUCUUCAAGAUAGAUGUCCUCACCCUGGGGGAGAGCUUCGCCAUGAAGCUAAUCAAGGAGGGAGAGGGCGAGAAUGCUCGAAGGCGGACGCGCAGGUCGCAAGAGUCCCUGCUUGGGGAGAUGGUCAUCUGUGUCUGUGUCCCGCCACACCCGAACGUCCUCCAAGCCGUCGGAGUGGAUGACAGGGAGCUGGACUGCAUGAAGAUCGUCUACCACCUUGCAGAAGGCGCUUUCAGCUGCUGCGCGUGGGGAAGCACAGAAGACAGCGCGGGGACGAAGAUGCGGUAUCUGAGCGAAGCCGCCAUGGGUUUGACCCACCUUGCCAACCACGGCUAUGUCCACAACGACAUCAAGCCAUCGAAUAUCUUGCUGGUUGACUCCACGCAGGAUGGGAACAAGACAACGCGUGCAGUACUGGCGGACUUUGGAUGCGCGUUAGGAGCUAUUAACGCGCUGCGACAGAAGGUGCCUCGACAACAUCGACGACGACCGUCGGUUCGACAAGUACAUCACCACCUCCUGGACGAGCUUCAUGACGUGAAGCAGGAGAUGGCACCAUCACUCGCUCAAGUACUGAGCGGUGAAGGUGGCGGCGACGGCGGCGGCCCUAUUGUGAGGGGCGGUGGGGGCAGUGAUGGUGGAAAUGCUAUGCUUCCGUUGAGCAUGCAGGCAACGGGAGGGGACGCGGCGGCGGUAGGCCGGACGGGUGCCGGCGGGUCUGCCGCCACGGCGUUGCCGAAAUAUUCUGCUGGUGGAGCGACGGCAGCAGCGGUAGCAGCGGACGGCAGGGCAGGCGUGCUGCCGUCUUCGAACAACGUGCCGCGCGAUUCCCCGCUCAUAGGUGGAGAAGUACGAGCAGGAGAGGAGAGGGUGCCCCGGGCGAUUCAGGUCGGCAGUCAGCAUGUGCCCCCCACGUACGACGGUCACCGUGGCCCGGGAGGUAGGGGGUUCGAGAACCUCCAGCCAGCGGGACGCGUCGGCGGGGACGGCAAUGCCGCGCGUGUCGGUGCAUGUCCACAGGCCCCGUCACGCUGCCACCACCCUCAGCGACAAGGAUGCGCACCGAGGGCUGCCACUGCCCCACGCCACCGCCGGCACAACCACCACCACCAGCACCGCGGUGGCAACGAAGAGGCCGUUGUUGGUAUCGGUGUGAAGCCAGACGGCCGCCGCUCCGCUGCCGCAGGCGGGAUGGGAAACACCGGCCGCCGCCCCCAGCACGACGCUCCCCGGGAAAACAUGAGCAGUGCGUUUGGUGGAACCGGCACUGUCGUCCCAUCGCCGCCCUGCGUGCGCCCACCGCCGGGCUACGAACAGUACAACACACCGGGCCACGCACAACACAGCGCACCGGGCUACGCGGAAUGCAACGCACCGGGCUACACGCAAUGCAGCACAACAGGCUACGCGCAACGCAGCACACCAGGCUACGGGCAAUACAGCGCACCGGGCUACGCGCAAUGUAACGCACCGGGCUACGCGCAAUGCAGCACACUGUUUGCGGUUCCCCCCCUCCGCCGCCGCCGCAGUGGGGUGCAGGGAGACCGAUGGGGGUAG